AUGCGGGUCCCUGCUCCCGGUGCCGGUGCGGGCGCUGCCGCCGCUGCCGGGGAGGCGGGCGGGAGGCGGGCCGGUGACUCAUGGCUUCCCAACGGCGGCGGCUCCUCCCCGCGGCCGCCGGCCCCGCGCAGCCCCCGGCACAUGGGCCGCGGCUCCGGCAGCGCGGAGCUGGCCAUGGCCGCAGCGCCCGCCCGCUGCCCCGACUGCCCGGGGCCGGAGCGGGGGGGCGGCGGCGGGACCCCCGCCGUGCCGCACCUCGGCAUUGCGGUGGACGAGGGGGACGUGCUGCCCGGGGCGCUGCGGAUCGUGCGGCGGCUGAGACCCGCCUGGGAGCCGGCCACGGUGAAGACCAAGCUCUUCACUGAUGGCAUCACCAACAAGCUGGUGGCCUGCUACACGGACGAGGGCAUGGCGGACGCGCUGCUGGUGCGGGUGUACGGCAGGAAAACCGAGCUGCUGGUGGACAGGGAGACGGAGCUGAGGAAUUUCCAGGUGCUCCGAGCCCACGGCUGCGCCCCCGACCUCUACUGCGCCUUCCAGAACGGGCUCUGCUACCAAUUCCUGCCGGGAAUCGCGCUGGGUCCCGACCACGUGAGGGAUCCCCACAUCUUCAGGCUGGUGGCCCGGGAGAUGGCCCGAGUCCACGCCAUCCACGCCAACGGGAGCCUCCCCAGGCCCAUCCUGUGGCAGAAGCUGCACAAAUACCUCAGCCUGGUGAAGACGGAGCUCAGCCCAAAGGUAUCCGACCCCAGCCUCCCGCAGGACGUGCCCAGCCCCGAGGCGCUGGAGCAGGAGCUGGCCUGGAUGAAGGAGACGCUGUCGCAGCUGGGGUCCCCCGUGGUGCUGUGCCACAACGACCUCCUGUGCAAGAACAUCAUCUACGACAGGACGCGAGAGUGCGUGCGCUUCAUCGACUACGAGUACACGGGGUACAACUACCAGGCCUUCGACAUCGGGAACCACUUCAACGAGUUCGCAGGUGUGAAGGAGGUGGAUUAUGGCCUCUACCCCAGCAAGGAGACGCAGCUGCAGUGGCUGCACUCCUACCUGCAGGCCUACAAGGAGCUCACCCAGGGCCACCCAGGUGACAGCCAGGUGUCCCAGGAGGAGCUGGAGACGCUCUACGUGCAAGUGAACAAGUUCUCCCUGGCCUCCCAUUUCCUCUGGGCCUGCUGGGGCCUGAUCCAGGAUAAAUAUUCCACCAUAGACUUUAAUUUCUUACGAUAUGCAAAGUUAAGGUUUAAACAAUACUUCAAGAUGAAGCCGGUGGUCACAGCCCUGCAGGUCCCCAAGUAGGGGCCACCCCGAGCUCUUCUGUCCUGGCCGUGUCCUCGCACCGCCCUGGCCCCCUGCCCAGUCCUGCCGGUGCCAAGGGGGACAAGAGGAGCUCUGCCCCGGCCACCACCGCUCCCAGGAGAGCCUGGCCACCCCCAAGACUGGACCAUGAGAUGCUGGAGAGGACCAGGGCCCCGGCGAGGCCCCAGCCCACGCCAGGAAGCCUCACCACCGCCUUAAGGCCGAGCCCCGCUCGGCCCCGGUGCCCGGCACGUCCGUGCCCCGCUGGCACCGCUGCUGCUGCCGGGCCUGGCACCGCCCCUGCGCUGUCCCCGAGGGGGACACGGGGUCACCCCGGCCACUCAGAGCCCCCAGAGCUGCCCGGUCACUUUGGCUGCCCCACUGUCCCCUCCUGCCCUGCUGGGUGCCACCGGGGUGCCACCCCCAAGGCAGCGCCGUCCCUGCUGGCCCCAGGCACGAGACCCUUGUCCCUGAGGGGUGGCAGCUGCGGGCAAAGGGACAGGGCCAGCCGUGAGCCACUGGCACCAGUGGGGUGCUGCUGGUGGGCACGGCGUGCCCGCCCCACCCCGUGCUGUGCCCAGCUCUGCGUGUCCCCACAGCUGCCCCUGCCUGUCCCCACUGUCCCCUUGGCUUGGUGGCUUCCCCCCCGCGGAGCAGCUCCCCAGCUCUGCCCCCAGGGGACAUCCAGGGGCGUCUGUCCUGCCUGUCCCCACCCCUGUCCUCCUCCCUUGGUCGUGUCCCCACCCCUGGCAGGAGGUGGCACGGAGCUGCCCCGCUCCAGGACUGGGCACAGCGUCACCCCCACCUGUGCCACCCGGGCUGUGGGGACACGGUGACUGUCCCUCCUCUGGGCACAGGGACCUCCUGUGCCACCCUGGCUGUGGGGACACGGUGACUGUCCCUUCUCUGGGCACAGGGACCUUCCCUAGAGCCCUGUGCCACCUCAGCUGUGGGGACAAGGUGACUGUCCCUUCUCCAGGCUCAGGGAUGUCCCCCAGAGCCCCAUGUCCCCUCCUGGGCUGUGGGGACACGGUGACUGUCCCUCCUCUGGGCACAGGGACCUCCUGUGCCACCCUGGCUGCGGGGACACGGUGACUGUCCCUUCUCUGGGCACACCCGUGGUUGUUUUGUGGGAAAUAAAAGCUGCUGGUAGCUGGAA
This is a messenger RNA of Vidua macroura (Pin-tailed whydah), 2455 nucleotides long. It is a transcript of the gene ETNK2, whose product is annotated as ethanolamine kinase 2. Gene Ontology annotation, molecular function: ethanolamine kinase activity. Bases 1 to 1296 code for a protein of 431 amino acids. The transcript is spliced from 8 exons. Gene Ontology annotation, cellular component: cytoplasm. Gene Ontology annotation, biological process: phosphatidylethanolamine biosynthetic process. NCBI's taxonomy places the organism in Eukaryota, Metazoa, Chordata, Aves, Passeriformes, Viduidae. The record is from RefSeq and is a predicted model, not a curated record.